Molecule: messenger RNA, 7646 nt
Organism: Pomacea canaliculata
Lineage: Eukaryota; Metazoa; Mollusca; Gastropoda; Architaenioglossa; Ampullariidae
Product: serine-aspartate repeat-containing protein F-like
Exons: 13
Coding region: 1309-4131 (940 amino acids)
Source: RefSeq, a predicted model, not a curated record
GGUCUGGUUCGACAAAACCAAACCAAACUUUUUGAAGCAUUAGAACAAGUCAUUGAAAAAUGAUUUGUUCCUGCAGACGACAGAUAAGAAUAUAGUGCCUAUGUUUAUAAUUGUAACCUGAUCCACGACUUAACAACCAAAAUCAUUUUUAAUUGCCCCACAUUACCCUUGCAAGAACUUUUUUGUAAAAGUAUGGUUUAUGAGUACAUACACGCAUUUGUGUUGGUGCUGUAGAAGAUAGCUUUGGUUUCAGACAUUCGGACACGUGGUAACAUCCUAAGUUUGGUGCAGGACAAUUUGUUGUUUCGUGGAGAUUUAAUCAGCAGUCUUUAUCCAUACAAAUCUGUGCAGCUUGUUUCCUGAUGUAUCUAUUCAUAAGCUCAAACGACAUACUGCGGAUGAUUAAUGAAGCCAGUUGGAGUGUCCCUGCAUACCAGCUCAUCGCUGCGACAGCUGUCAGCACGAAAGGCUCUAUCGGACCCUGCAGACGGCCCCAGGACUACAAGCAGGAAAAAUCAGCUGGUCGAGUGAGAGGGAAUUGAAAAAUUGGCACUACGACACAAGCAGACAAAGUAAAAGCUAGCAACACUAGAUAGACGAGAUUUACACGUUUCGUAAAAGAGUCAUUAACCAUCUAUUUAUGACGAUAGGUAGGAGGCAGUUGACACUUCCUUUACGGGCUUGCCCAUAAUUUCGGUGUGAACUUUUCAACUGAGCGCAAAUUUAAUAAUAGAUUUUUACCUAUACAUGGAUACAUACUGCACUUCAACUCGGUCUUUCUUGGCAUGCGCUCUUUGUGUUUCAUCUGGAAACGAAUUUUUCACAAACGGCAGAUGAUAGUACUGUAAAUCUGCCAAUGAAACUUCCAAAUUAAAAAAAAAAAAAACCGUGAAAAUUAAAGAUCAGAAGAGCAAAAAUCGCAUCAAGCACUUCUUCGUGAAAGGAAGAAAAAUGCCGACCUUCGUGACAUGGAUCAGAGAAAAAAGCAAAGAUUACUUCAAGUGAUCCUCGAAAACAAUGCAAAGGAAAUGCGCAAAGAAUGCAUUGAAAGUUAUACAGCUAAAGUUCAGAGUGCGGAGGUCCAUCUUGGGCACCAGCUAGCAUUGAGGUCAUCUUCCAGGCAGUGCAGCCAUUGAGACAUUCCAAACUUUGUCUGGAGUCCUCUAGAAACAUUGUGACCAUCUAAUAUGCUACUCCAUCUAGUCCAUUAACUCUGGCCUUUUUAUUGCUUGUAAUCUUCCACCACAAUCUUCAUAUUAAAAUUUUGCGAUAUAUUUACAGCCAUACACAAUCUUCUUCAUUCAAAGCAUGGAUUCUUUUGAACCUUUUUGCAAUUCUUCUGAGUAUGAUAUCGAUACUCUAAAUGGCACAGUACCAUCUGUCACCAUGGAAACAAAUGACACCGUCACAACAACCAAUGGCAUUGAGACAUUGUUGUCAACUCGAGAAGAUAUGCUGGACAUUUUCGAAGACUUUGGUGACAGGGACUCUUCAACACUUUCGAUGACUUCAUUUUCUAUUGAAAAUGAGGACCUAUUAGGCAUAGAAACAUCAAGCUGUGCUGACACCGAAGAGAUGAACACUGAGAGAAUCUCGAAUGCCAUUGCUAAUGAGACAUCUGGCAUUGCAGAAUGCAUCACCUUCAUCAGUUCAAACCCCAUCUCCACUGAGAUAUCUGACACAAUGGAACACACUGCUGAUAGCAAGGCAGAUCUCAACACUACCUUACUGCCUCAUGCAAGGGUCCGUGACCGUUUCCAAGAUUUUUUAGAUACACCUGAGAUUUCUACCAGUGAUGUACAGCUGAACAAGACAGUGUCUUCAGAAGAUUUGGUGCUUCUCUCUUGCAAUGAGUGGACUGUAGACUCAAGAACAACUGAAGACUCAGAGAAAACAAACCAGUCUCCACUGUCCCCAGAUAUUUGGGAUUUGCCAGGAGACAUGGAAAAUAUGGUGAAAUUAACAUCUCCAGUCAGUAGCAGGCCAUCCACUGAUGAGGAUCUGGAUGAAUUUGUAGAUGACACAUUUGACAAGAUGCCAGUAAACACCAGUGAUGCAUCUGAGAACACCAUGGAUGAUUCAAACACCACAUUGAAUGAUCUGCUUGAUGCAGACAGAGAUGGUAAAGGGAGGCUACUUUCACAAAAGGAGGCCUCUCCAGAUAUUACAGUUGAUUUAGCAGACUUUGAAGAGACUGUAAGUCAGAAAGACGCAGAUAGUGAGAAAGUGUUGCUAAGAAACAAGAGAGAGGAUCACGAAACAAACUUACAGCCCGGCAGCAGCAUCUCCGAGCCAGAUAAGGAAAACGAAAAAUCUGCAAAUGAUACUGAUAUGGAUUUUGCUGUGCUUGAGCUUGAUUCUUCUCACCUGAAUCUUGACCACAGCAAGCAGAAGAGGACCCUCAGCAAAAAGGGAUCUAUAGCCAGAAGGAAAAGACCCUCAAGAGGCAGCUUCAUCAAAACUGCAACUGAUUCUCCAGAAGCUAUUUCCAAAGACACAGAAGAAUCUGCCUCUCAUAGCACAGAAUCAGGCUCUGGUGUGGAUGAAGUGUUUGGUGAUCAGCAGACACCAGGCGAUGAUGCACAGACUACAUCAUCACCAGCAGCAGACACACAGCUGGAAACAAGCAAGUUCAGAUUGUCAGGAUUUCUGAUCAAGCCUACGCUGAUAAUGCCUGGCCUUCAAGACCUGAGCAAGUCCAAGCUGUUUAACCAGGAAAAGAGAAAGUCGGAUGAGGACACGGAUUUGCAUGGAAAAUUUCAUCCUCCAGCCACCUUGCCAAAGCAAACAACCAAGGUCCAGAAAGAUUCACAGAAUCUUCAUGUUUCCUCCCGAUAUUCCAGCUCUGAGUCAGGUGGUGUUGGUGUGACUCCUUGCGAUGGGGUGGGACAGACAGCAAGUAAUGCAACAUCCAAUGGUCAUCUGACUUCGGUGGCAUCCAAAAAAAUAGACAGUUGUGAUCACAGAAGGAUAGAUGGUGCGAGCUCCAUCACUGGUGGAGAGACCACCCAUCUGGAAAGUGUAGGGAGCUUGGGUUUUGAUGCAAAACUUGGUCGCACCAACAGCACCAGCUCCAUGGACAGCAGUUACAGGCUCAGCAGAGGAGACAGCACAAGUUCUGUGGACAUGGCUCCGGAGGUAAGCACCCCUCCACGUAAAGGAAGUAUUACAAGCAGUGCAUAUACACCAAUAGCCUUUCGUCCACGUUGCAGUUCCAACACAGUUUUGGAUGCAGACAAUAAGAUUGUGGAGACUGGGCUGAUUACCUCUAGCCCGUUUGUAGUACCAACGGUGAAGAAACCCUUGUGGCUGGCAGAAAUGAAGGUGCGCCAGGAAGGAAGUGGUGAUUAUUCAGGUCUGUCUAAGUUUGUAAACACUGCCAAGCACAGAAAUGAGACUGGAAAUGACAGCAGUAGCUCUGAACUCCAAAUCUCACAGGAAGAACUCAGCAACAAGAUGAUGCAGGAACAAGAACCAGAGAAGCCCAGCUGGCUAAAAGCAGUAACAGAGAAAAGCAAACUGGGUAUAGAAAAAAAGAUUGAAACAGACAGACAUGAAAAUGGAAGAAAUGGUGAGGAUGACAACUUGUUUCCAUUACCGAGAGAUGCACUGAAAAAGAGCAAGAAAUGUGCAAUAACAAAUGUGGAUAACAAGGAGGAACCCAAAACUACUCCUCAAAUGUCAGGCCCGACCAGUGACUCCCCUGUCAUAUCUACCAGGAGAAAUCAGUAUGUACCAAGUUGGAUGAAGACUGUACAACAGCAGAAGAAACCCACCUCAGGAGCAUUUGGAACAGGUGUGGCAGUUUCCAGCAGGGGAGACGUAACAGCAAAUAUACCUAGCAAACAACUCAUGAGAGCAUAUGAAACACCAAAAUGGAAACUUGAGCUGGCAGAGAAAAAGAAACAACGGGGAGCUACGACUUUUCCUGGAGCAUCUCCACCAUCAGAAUCCCAGCCAGAAAUACCUCAGUGGAGACAACAGCUGCAGCUCAAGAAGCGGUCUGGACCCAGCAUUAAAGAGGGUGAUGGGAGCAGUGGAAAUGUAGAACCAGAAUGGGCCAAACAAGCUGAGGAGAGGCGAGCCAGAUUAUUAAAAUCCGGCCUGCUGGACGCAGAGCCACAGCAGUAAUAUUUGGGCAACCUGGAAACACAGUGAGUAGCUGUUUGUCCCCAAGACAGAGAGGAUUGUGGGAUCAGAUCAUACCUCUGGUGUGACACCUGCUUACUAAGCCGAAUUAGCUUGCUAACCAGGCAUCAGCAAUAACUUUCAGACUCCAUUAAAUGUGCUCAAACUGGUGAUAAAGUUUAACAUGAAAGGAAAAAUGCAUCCUGGAUGACAUGAAACACGUCUGUUAAUUUACCCAGGCUGAUCAUCAUUAUUGGUCAUCAUGAAAGUAGCAAUCCAUCUUGAUUGAAACAUAAAAUAUUACAUCUUUUUAAAAUAUUGUUUGUAAUGGUGGAUUGCGUUGCAGGCUGGAUCUUAAAUGUUUAGACUGGUAACUUGACCAGUUGGUGUGUUAGUCUGUUUUCUCUUUAUCACGUAAAUCAUGGGCUAUUUAAUAAGCUUAUUGCUUAAAUAUUGUCAAAACAUAAUGCCCAUUUAACUUGCUAAAUUAAAGGUGAUAAUCCCAUUCUGACCUACACCAUGAAACCUCCAAGGCCAAAGACUUUUGUGAUUUGCUGAAGUCCAGUUCCUUUUAUUAGCACACUGGCUCUACCAAUAUAAAAAUGCAAAGAUGUCCAGACUGACAGAUCAAAAAAAAAACCAUGCAGUCUGAGGUAACUGCUAUGACAAUCAUCGUUAUUCUUCUUCUUUUUCCUUUUAUAGUUUUUGUUAAUGUGACAGUCUUCUUACAAGUGUGCCCUUCAGCUAUGAGACAAACUUUUAAAAUUCUUUCUUAUGGUUAAAGCUACCUGUCUAUGCAGACAUUCUUUAGUCUCUCAGUUGGUUACAGAUGAAUUUAACUGCACCAAACAAGGAGUGUGUAUGUGUGUGCAUGCAUGGGAGCAAACAUGAAUACAUGUACACGUUUUUAAAUCUAUGCAUUCAUACAUACUUAAUCAUUCCUCGUCUUUAAUUAAUUUGUUUGUGGAUAUUUUCAGUGGACCACUGAAAACUGCAUGGUUUGUAAACAGCAGGCAUUUUGCAAACCGAUACAUGUGCAGGUGUGUACAUGUCUAUUUUAGAGUCUGUAUGAUAGGCGAAUUUUUCAACAGCCAAAGAUUUGUUUUUCAACAAGCACCAGUAAAUUGGUUUGAUGAUGCUUUUGCAUUAGCUAUGUAAAAUAUAUUAAUUUUGGUGUCAUGAUUGGACUCUUAUUUAUCAUUCAGACUCAUAUAAUCCGUUUCUUGCUUUUUAAGAUUUUCUUUUUGCAUUUUAGUCUUCCAAGUUCCAAGGAGGACACUUGUGCUAUGUAGAAUAUGUUGGAGAGACUGAGGAGUUUUAUACAGCUGUUCUUAGUAUGCCUUUCGUCAUUAACUUGACUGUUUCUGUUAUCUAGUGUCAUUAAGGUAUUGCUGGUAUAUCUAGCAUCAUUUAGCAUGUUACUGCUAUCUAGUGUCAUUAACAUGUUGCUGCUGUCUAGUGUCAUUAACAUGUUACCGCUAUCUAGCAUCAUUAACAUGUUACUGGUGUCUCAUGUCAUUAACGUGUUGCAUGAACAUUUCCAACAUGUGAUUCAAGAGUUGAAUUUUCACAUCAUACUGGGAUGCCCGGUGUGUUUGCCUCAUAUGUCAGUCUUCUUAAUUCACAUCUUCAUUGGUUGUAUCAUUCACUGUUCACUUAACUGUUGUCUUUGUCUCUCAAAUUCAACAAAAUGCUUUAUCGUUUUAGUUAGUAGUUAUCGCUCAGUCUGAGCAUCAUUCAAGAUGUUAGACUCUUUUUGCAGGUUAAUGUAAAAUCUGCUUGCAGCACACUUUAAAAGAAGUCAGUAAAAUUUGCUUUGUGCAAUAUGUUAGUAUUAUGUUGAUAUGAUGAGUAUGCAGCAUACACUAUGUGUGUGAACAUAGCAGUUUGCCUUCUCAGACUGAGGUUCAUGGUAUGAGAGAGGUUUUGUGUAGUGCUAGCAUUUUGACAUGCCAUGUGCGCACUUUAAAGUGACAACUGUUUCAGAAAUGGUCCUAUGUCACCAUUCCAUGUGAAAAUGGGAUGUAUGCGCAACAUGUCGGUACACUUCUUUGCUAAUCUGCUGUAAAAUACAGGAAGCUAAAGUUUGCAGGCUAAUUCAGUCAUGUCUUUAUGCUCUCUCAGUAGUUCUUUGUGGCUUAAAUAGUAGAUUUCAUGUUUAUUGUCGUCGGUUUUUAACAACAGUACCUUAUUAUUGCAGACUUUGGUAACUAAAAAUUAAAGUAUUUUUCAUGGUAUGUCAACCUUUUUAUUCUACAUAUAGUAUCUUUUACCUCUAACAUAUCUAGAACUCAGGUUUUCACUUUUUCCAUUCACCAUCUUGGUAUUCCUGCAGCAGGUCUUCAUGCAUAUUAAGACAUCAUAAUUAUGAUCCUGUAUCAUAACAAAUUUACAUCAUUAAAAAAUUCCUUUCUUGCAGACAGUUGCAAAUUAUAUGAAAUACUACAGAUGUUGUAGAAGUAUUAUGAUGCUGUGUUUAUAUCAUGUGUCUCAUUAUAGUAUGAUUAUUUCUGCAUUGCUCACAUUUUUCUGCAGCUCAGAUAUUUAUUACAGUAUCAGGCUUCGUCUCAAACUGUUAUUAAUGGUCUGAUCCCUAUUCCAGUUAUAUACUAUUUAUUACAUAUUUUGCUGUAUGAAUAUAUUUUUUAUAAAGACAAUUGCUGCUGCAAAUAUAAAUGGAAAGUUUCACCUUUGUAAAACUUGAUGUACCUAUUAUGACCUAGUUUUAUUGCAAUACCUUGAUUAGGUCAACUUUGUAAUAUGUCUUUUUCAUCCAUUCAACCUCAUUAACAUCCCAGCUCAUACACGUGAAAUCUGUGACCAGGUGCCUAAUUCAUCAGGCACUCACUGAAUGGCUAAUUCAAAGCAUUCAACUGACUGCUGCCUUUAGUACCUAGUGUCUGUAGUGACAUGCUGCACACCUAACCCACUGAUGUUCUGGUUAUCAACAGUCUGUGAGAAAAUAGGAAGUAAUAUUUGUUCAACUGUUUCACUGAUCAUCAGCAAUGAUCUGCAUGGUGGUGAUUGCUAAUUUUGUCAUUACCAAAUUAUUCCAUCAUAUUUGUGGACCAUAACAUGAAGUUAACUAAAUCAGUUUUAUCAAAUAUGACCUCUGGGAUAUCCUUAGCUGCAAAAAUACUGGCUCACGGCCUUCCUUUAAAAAAAAAAGUGCAUUUGUACAAUUUCUUGUUUCAUUUGUCUGGAAACAUAAGAGGGGAUGUAGCAUCUUAAUGUUGGUAUUGGCAAUAAGAUAAGGCAAGAAAAUAGUUGAGGAAGUAGUUUGCUGACAGGCUGAAGUACUUACGAACUGUUAACACGUGCAGCAGAUGCGACAUUGUUAAUGCUGGCUGAACAUCAAGCAUCUUGCUGAAUGGAGUAACUUCAUUCAAAUGUCACUGCUGCUGCUCUCAGAAUUAAAGCAUUUUCUAUGCAUGAUUUCAUGUUUGAAUAUGUAGGUGAGAUUAAUAUCACUAUUUGGCCAGCAGGGUUAUUGAAAAUAAAUAUUUGCUUGACUACUU